Messenger RNA from Protopterus annectens (West African lungfish), 2991 nucleotides. RefSeq names its product zinc finger protein 708-like. Gene Ontology annotation, biological process: regulation of DNA-templated transcription. The coding region runs from base 121 to 2745 and encodes 874 amino acids. Lineage: Eukaryota; Metazoa; Chordata; Ceratodontiformes; Protopteridae. The record is from RefSeq and is a predicted model, not a curated record. The transcript has 4 exons.
UCCGGGUCCUUUCCAGGAUUCAUUCUUAGUGUUCAUGCAUUGUGCAGGUCUUGGUUUGUAGGAAAAACAUCUGCAUGUGCUUGUGAAAAGUGCUAUGAUUUUGGAGUCUGUAAAGGAAACAUGAAGUUGGAGGUACCAGAGAGUUUUGAAGAUGUUGCUGUUGAUUUUUCAGUGGAAGAAUGGAAAAUGCUGAACAUACAGGAGAAAGUACUACACAGAGAAGUGAUGGUGCAGAACUAUGACCACAUGGUGUCAGUAGGGUACAGUGUCCCAGUGGAACAGCUGUUGUUACUAAUUAAAAAACAUGAGGAAUUUGUACCAGAGUCUGUGGAAGGAACGGUGACCAUGCAUCAGAAGAACAGUUCUGAUGGUCACUCCAACAUCUGUAGGGGGACACAUUGCUAUGAAAGCCCACGUCAGAUGUCACUGCAGAGGGAACGUGUCAAGAACUUUACAGGGCAGGUGCCUUCUGCAGGACACAACAUAAUUCAGACUGAAAAGGAACUCUGUAACCAAAUGGAAUGUGACAGCUGCAAGCAUGAACUAAAAAUUCAUCUGCCCGAUUCUGAGGUGCAAAAAUUAUACACGUAUGGUAAUGGCAAGAAAAGUUAUGCAGUCGCUGGUACCUCUGUAACAUCCUGCCAAACUCAGGCAGGUGAGAGAUCUAUGACUGAGGUUCACACCCAAAUCACUACAAAUUCUAGAACAAAUGAAGAAAUUAAAGCAGAGAGCAAACAGAAGGAGAAUCCCGAAAUCCAACAGAAAGUCUUUAAAGGAAUAAAACCAUGCCAGUAUGCAGGACAUGACAAGUGCUCUACAGUGAAGGCCGUCUUUGCUGACCAUGAGAAAAUCCAAACCAGAGAGAAGUCACAUGCAAGUCACAGUAGUUUGCGGAAGAGCAAGCCUGUGUUGCGUAAUAAAAGACACACUGGGGAGAAGCCAUAUAAAUGUACAAUAUGUGGCAAGAGUUUUAGUAAGAAAAGCCUACUCAGAUAUCACGAGAGGACACACACUGGGGAAAAGCCAUAUAAAUGUGUAACAUGUUCCAAGAGCUUUAGGAAUAAGACCAGUCUUUCAUGUCAUGAAAAGAUUCACACUGGGGUGAAGCCGUUUAAAUGUGCUACAUGUGAAAAAAGUUUUAGGCAUAAGAUCAGUCUCAGAUAUCAUGAGAAAAUUCACACUGGGGAGAAGCCAUACAAGUGCACAACUUGUGACAGGAGUUUUAGACACAAGACCACUCUUGCAUACCAUGAAAGAAUUCACACUGGGGUGAAGCCAUAUAAAUGUGUCACAUGUGACAAGAGUUUUAUUAGCAAGAGUAACCUCAGAUACCACAAUAAAACCCACUCUGGGGAGAAAAUAUACAAGGGUACAAAUUAUGAUAAGUUUAGAAAGAACAGCAUCCCCCUGACUGCAGAGAGGCCAUAUAAAUGCACAAGAUGUGGUAAGGGUUUUACAAAGAAGAAUUAUCUAACAUCCCAUGAGAAAACUCACAAUGUGGAAAAACCAUAUAAAUGUGCAAAAUGUGGCAAAUGUUUUAGAAAGAAGUGUCAGCUCAGAUACCAUGAGAAAACACACACUGGGGAGAAGCCAUUUAAGUGCGAAACAUGUGGCAAGUGUUUUAGGCAUAAGGUUAGUGUUACAUACCAUGAGAGAAUCCACACUGGUGAAAAGCCAUAUAAAUGUGGUACAUGUGGCAAGGGUUUUAUAAGCAAAAGUCAUCUCACAUCCCAUUAUACAACACAUACUGGGGAGAAGCCAUACAAAUGUGCAACAUGUGACAAGACAUUUAGGAAGAAAAGGCAACUUACAUACCAUGAAAGAAUCCACACCGGGGAAAAACCAUAUAAAUGUGCAGAGUGUGGCAAGAGUUUUAGACAUAAGAACAGUCUCACAUACCAUGAGAUAACACAUAAUGAGGAGAAACCUUACAAAUGUGCUGUAUGUUCCAAGAGUUUUAUGCAUAAGAAUAGCCUUGCAUACCAUGAAGGAACCCAUACAGAGGAGAAACCAUUUAAAUGUGCUACAUGUGGCAAGAGUUUUAUGUGGAAGCACAAGUUAACGUGCCAUGAGCAAAAGCACACUGGGGAGAAGCCAUAUAAAUGUGCAACAUGUGGCAGUAGUUUUAAAAACAAGAGCUACCUCACAUACCACGAGAAGAAACACACAUUGGAAAAACACUAUAAAUGCACAACUUGUGGUAAGAGUUUUAAAAACAAGAAUUACCUAGCAUGCCAUGAGACAGUCCACACUGGGGUGAAGCCACAUAAAUGUGACAUGUGUGACAAGAGUUUUAUAAGCAAAGGUCACCUCACAUACCAUUAUAAAACGCAUACCGGGGAGAAGCCAUAUAAAUGUGCAACAUGCGAUAAGAGUUUUGGUCAUAAGACCAGUCUUACAUACCAUGAAAAAAUUCACACAGGGAUGAAACCCUAUAAAUGUGAUGCAUGUGAGAAGAGUUUUAUAAGUAAGGGUCACCUCACAUCUCAUUAUAAAACACACACUGGGGAGAAGCCAUAUAAAUGUCCAACAUGUGGCAAGAGCUUUAGAAAGAAGGGACACCUUGUAUACCAUGAGAGAGUCCAUACUGGGGAGAAGCCAUAUAAGUGCACUGCAUGUACUGCAAGUUUUAAAAAGAAGAACAGCCUUGCAUACCAUGAGCGAAUCCACACUGGGUCCCCCGUCAUUAGAAACUCAAAAGAAGCUCAAAAAAGGGAGAGGACUAAAGUAAAGCUGGUUUCAUGAAAGUCAACUGUGCCCUGGCGUAGACAAGAGAACUGUUCUUGCCAAUGCAUUCAAACCAUAAACACUUAAAGAAAUAAAGUAGGUUAAAAAAUAAAAAAAGAUAGCUGGGUGCAUAAGACCCAGGAAAAAAGUGCCCAAUCCUGGUAAGCAGACUGGUGCGAGGACUGGAAAACAUGACAGUGUAGAAUCCUCAAGACACAGAAGCAUUCAUACAAUGGGGCCAGGCCAGGAGGAGGAUGGCCCCCU